CAGAACCGCUGACGAUUUCAAACGCCAAUCUCUCUCCAGGUGGCGCGACCAAACAUCAUUGUUUCGAGGCGCUCUACCCCGUUUCCCUCGUGUGUCCAAAUCCAAUCCCCUACCAAUCGGGGGCAAACACAACGCCCGUCUCCUCCGCCUCCGCUCCCUUCUGCUCACCCGCACGAUGGCGCCGGAGGCGCGAGGCGAGGCGGCGCCGGUGUACAGGGACGCAUCGGCGCCGGUGGAGGCGCGGGUGCGGGACCUGCUGGGCCGCAUGACGCUGCGUGAGAAGGCGGCGCAGAUGGCCCAGAUCGAGCGCACCGUCCCGACGCCGCGCGCCCUCACGGACCUCGGGGCCGGCAGCGUCCUCAACGCCGGGGGAAGCACGCCCCGCGAGCGAGCCUCCCCGGCCGACUGGGCCGCCAUGGUCGACGGCAUGCAGCGCCUCGCGCUCUCCUCCCGCCUCGGCGUCCCCAUCCUCUACGGCACCGACGCCGUCCACGGCCACAACAACGUCUACGGCGCCACCGUGUUCCCUCACAACGUCGGUCUCGGCGCCUCCAGGGAUGGAGAGCUCGCGCGUAGGAUCGGCGAGGCGACGGCGCUCGAGGUUCGGGCCACUGGCAUCCACUGGACCUUCGCGCCCUGCGUCGCCGUUUGUCGGGAUCCUAGGUGGGGCAGAUGCUACGAAAGCUAUAGCGAGGACACAGAGAUCGUGCGCUCGUUGACCACCAUCGUCAGCGGUCUGCAGGGGCAGCCGCCAGCAGACCAUCCUCACGGUUACCCCUUCCUCGCUUCGCCUAGGGAGAAUGUACUUGCUUGCGCUAAGCAUUUCGUAGGGGAUGGUGGCACAGACAAGGGGGUGAAUGAGGGGAACGCCAUUUGCUCCUAUGAGGAUUUGGAAGCAAUCCAUAUGACACCUUACCCUGAUUGUAUAGCUCAAGGGGUGGCAACAGUAAUGGCGUCCUACUCUAAAUGGAAUGGGGAGUCAUUGCAUUCGAGUCGCUACUUGCUGACGGAUGUUCUGAAGGGCAAGUUAGGCUUUAAGGGUCUUCUCAUUUCAGAUUGGGAGGGUAUUGACAGGAUCUGUGAGCCACAAAAGCCACGAGGGUCUGAUUAUCGCUAUUGCAUUGCACAAUCAGUAAAUGCAGGAAUGGACAUGAUUAUGAUACCUCACAGGUUUGAGAAAUUUUUGGAUGAUAUUGUGUUCUUGGUGGAGGCGGGGGAGAUACCAAUGUCACGGAUUGAUGACGCCGUUGAGCGAAUUCUGAGGGUUAAGUUCAUUUCUGGAGUGUUUGAGCAUCCAUUUUCAGACCAAUCUCUACUGGACAUAGUUGGUUGCAAGGAACAUCGAUUACUAGGGCGUGAGGCUGUUCGCAAGUCUUUGGUACUUCUGAAAAAUGGCAAGGAUCGGAAGGUGUCAUUCCUUCCAUUGGCCAAAGAUGCAAAAAGAAUACUGGUUGCAGGAACACAUGCUGAUGAUAUUGGAUAUCAAUGUGGUGGGUGGACGAUAGCAUGGCAUGGAGACAGUGGAAAAAUAACUCCUGCAUUGAUUUGGACAGUUUGGGAUUACUUCAACAUACUGCAAAGCCGAAUUUGACAGGAUCUUCAAGUGUUAAUGAAAUGGCCACAUCUGCAUGGUCAGUUGGAACAUGCCCUAAAUAGGAUGUGAAGUAUAUAUAUUUAUAUUUUAGAGACUUGAAAUUCACGAGGCCUAUAGAGCUAUAAUCAAAGGGAUAAGGACGAAAUGAAAAGGGAAGCAAUGGCCAAAAGGAAUAGAAAGGAACAAAGGUGAGUGAGAAUGAAAACGAAAUUCCACUUAUACUUUAUAGUAGGAUCUUAUACAGGAAGCACAAUAUCUGGUAAGAACAAGGCGAAUGAACAUGAGAUGACUUCCUUUUGCUCUCAGUGAAAGUUCACGGACAGAUCUGUGACAGGCAUCAUGAUCUGAUCUGGGUCCAAUAAUCAUCAUUUUACUUUAGAUCCCUGCAUGAAAUGAAAACUUAAUGUUGAAGAGGGGCCGUAACAGUCAGCCGGAGUUGAUAAGCUCCAGCUAGCCUCCAGGGGCUAUUUGCCUAUAAUGUCUGGACUGGCGAAUGGGAAACAAACACCUUUUAUUAAAAAAAAUAAAUUGAAUGGGCAACACCUUUCGCUUCACCACCGGUUCAUCUCAUAGAGACGAAUGAAGCUGCAAGAUGUAUGUAUGAGUACCCAGAUGCGAUGGAUGUCAUCCUUCGAAUUUGAACAAAGGUAAACUGAUAACGAUGUCCAAGACAGACAAUGUCACUCUUGUAUGUUAUUCCGUAGUGCAUCUUACUGGACCCUAGAUCGGUUUCGCGUGAAAGGAAAGCAGUAGGAUUAGUGGACUACGCUGUCAACUCUGUCUUAUACUGUCAAUAAUUGUCAGGGUUAAGAAUGGGGAACUCAAAACUGUCACUGGUAGAUGCUUAUCUUUCAAAAAGGAGAAAAAAAAACUGGUAGAGGCUUUGUUACUCCUGAACCUGACAGCCAUCAGCACGCCAGCAGAGUCCAGAGUUGCUGCGCGUACAUGCACAUCACGACCAAAUUGUUUUUGUUAUUACUCCACCAGUUUUGUGUUCCCCAUCCAUCCAUCUCGUGGCAUGUGCCCAUUAUUGAGCCAUCCAUCUUGGUCAGGUCUUGGCUCUCCUCGCGUCAUGCAUGUGCAGCAUCCCCAGUUUCAACUUGCAUAAAAACAAAAUAAUCCGAUGGUCU
Messenger RNA from Sorghum bicolor (sorghum), 2724 nucleotides. RefSeq names its product beta-glucosidase BoGH3B-like. The transcript has 9 exons. Gene Ontology annotation, biological process: glucan catabolic process. Bases 176 to 1591 code for a protein of 471 amino acids. The record is from RefSeq and is a predicted model, not a curated record. NCBI's taxonomy places the organism in Eukaryota, Viridiplantae, Streptophyta, Magnoliopsida, Poales, Poaceae. Gene Ontology annotation, molecular function: beta-glucosidase activity.